AUGGUCGGCAAACGCAACGCCUUUGCUCGCACAGACUCCCGCAACUCCCAGGCCAGCGGCCACCAGCCUCUUGCCAAUGGCAACUCGACAAAUCGCCGCCGCCCCCUAGACGACCUCGAGCGAGGUCGCAGAGACUACUCUGCUCAUCAUAACGGCUCCUCUCGCCCUCGCCCAAACGUCCUUCGCUUCCAGGAUGCCGCCCGCACUGCCCUCGAGGACCAGCGCCGCGAGGAGCUGAAGAAGGCCCUCCUUCACAACAUUGACCAUGACGGCCUCGAGGAGUUCCGCAAGUCCGACGACGAGCUCAAGCAGAUCAAGAACAAACAGGUCCGCAAGUUCUACGAGCGCCAAAACUCCCGCCUCAAUGACUGGCUCGAGGUCGACGCCGUCGUCAUGGCCAUUGGUGACGAUGUCUUCGAGUCCAUGGAUCCGGACCCGGAUCACGACGGCGACCUAGAGCGCACCGGCGGUAUACAAGCCGUCCAAGGAAACAUCGCCGAGCUCCUCCCUGACGAGGAGAAGCAGAAGCGCGCACGCGCGGAGAAGAAGGCAAAGUGGGCCAUCAACAUCAACGUGCUUGUCAACAUUGCCCUGCUCAUCGGCAAGAUUGUGGCUGCUUUAUCGACGGGCUCAUUAUCACUGAUUGCGUCGCUUGUCGACUCUGCCCUUGAUCUACUCUGUACAGUCAUUGUGUGGUCGACCAACAAGUUGGUGCAGUGGCGUAUAAGUGCCCUCAAGCGGAAAUUCCCCGUGGGCCGCAAACGUCUUGAGCCGAUCGGCAUUCUCGUCUUCUCCAUCAUCAUGGUCAUCUCCUUCCUGCAGAUCCUGAAGGAAUCGGUAGAGAAGAUCAUGCCACUAGAGGGCAAGGCUGAGAUGCUCGGGACCACAGCCAUCGCCGCGCUCCUGGCAACCAUUAUCAUCAAGGGCAUCAUCGGUAUCGGGUGUGUGCCAAUCAAGACCACGCAGGUGCAGGCACUUGCGCAGGACUGCAAGACAGACGUCAUCUUCAACACUCUCUCCUUGCUGUUCCCUUUCAUUGGUGCCAAGGCCAACAUCUGGUGGCUGGAUCCCGUGGGCGCCGGCCUUCUCUCUCUAUUCAUCAUCUACGACUGGGGCCACACAUGCUUCGAGAACGUGACCCGCCUCUCCGGCGAGGCCGCCGACGAGAAGAUCCAGCAGAAGCUCAUGUACCUCGCAUACCGCUUCAGCCCCAUCGUCGACGGCGUCAAGAGCAUCACCGCAUAUCACGCCGGAGACGGCGUCUGGGUCGAGUUCGACAUCCUGCUCGAUCCGAACACGAAGCUGCGCGAUGCCCACGACAUUGCCGAGACGUUGCAGUACUGCGCCGAGGGGCUGAACGAGGUCGACCGCGCCUUCGUCAGCACAGAUUACUCGACCGCGGGGCCUAAAGGCCACAACGAAGAGGCGAACUAGACACGCCUGGCAGCGUCUUAAUUCGGCGCAUUCUUUUUCCCCCGGCAGAGGAUGAGUUCCCAUGUAUAACUCAACGUCAUCGGGGCAUGAGCCCAGGUACACACACGAGAGAAACAAAGAGCAUUAUAGUGUAUAAGCGGGGAAAUAUUGUGCUCGGGAACGACAUUUUUUACGGCAUAUAGACCUUACCAAGCCAACCUUGUAUAUACGAGGACAUUAUGAAUGUGCUAGCGCACAAGAAACCUGAAAGAAAAUAU
Messenger RNA from Microdochium trichocladiopsis, 1691 nucleotides. RefSeq lists its product as uncharacterized. Gene Ontology annotation, molecular function: monoatomic cation transmembrane transporter activity. The record is from RefSeq and is a predicted model, not a curated record. Lineage: Eukaryota; Fungi; Ascomycota; Sordariomycetes; Xylariales; Microdochiaceae. Gene Ontology annotation, cellular component: membrane. The transcript has 2 exons. Bases 1 to 1434 code for a protein of 477 amino acids. Gene Ontology annotation, biological process: monoatomic cation transport; transmembrane transport.